CCACUGCAUUUCAACUGUCUUUCCAUACGAGAGCCACACUCAACUGACAGCUAACCUUACGCACUUGUUGUUGGAAGCCUCCGGGACCCGGGACAUUUCCACACCACAUUUGUCGGGUCCCUGAUCACCAUGAAGACAACACUGCUGCUCUCUGUACUGUGCGCUGUCAUGGCGGUGGCUGCGUCUCAGGCCUGUGGAAGUGAUACCUGUGCUACUGAUGAGGAUUGUGACAAUAGUACUAAUACCUGCCAGUGCAAUACAUCUCUCUAUCCAUUCGUACGAGGAAGCCUUCCAUCUCCAAAUAUUACUUGUACUGGAGAAAACUUCAAUAUACAAGUGUCAAAAUGUUGGUUGGAAAAACAAGGUUAUAGUACGUCUGAUAUCAGGCUGAACAGCACCGACCCCGAGUGUCUCGCAGUAAGGCAGAAUGUGAAUGGAAUAUCGGAGAUGAUCAUUUAUCGUCCAGUGAUAAGUUCUCUCUGUAACACGGUUCCUGUGAUGAAUGCGACUCAUGUCACCUACACAAACCUGCUGUAUAUUUUUGCCAAGACGUAUCCAAUCCAAAUAACCAAUGACGCCACCGUGAAUGUUUCCUGCAGUUACCCGCUGAAUUUGAAUAUCAUUCGUAAUAAGACCACAAUAAUAAACGGCCCUUCAGGAAAUGGAAGUUAUGUAGCCUUAAUGACGGCCUAUACAGAUAACACAUUUACCACCCCUCUCUCCGACUCCGACAACCUGCAAGUAGAAGAUACCGUCUACAUCUCAGUGCAAGUACCAGAUCUGGAUGUGAACGCCUUCAAACUCAAAGUGGUGAAUAUUUAUGCCUCUCCUACCAAUUCAAGCGACAAAAGGUACUAUCUUCUUCAGAACGGGUGCCCAGGUAGCGAUGUAUCUGCUGACCAGCUAACAGUGGAAAGCAAUGGAGUCGGCGCUGAAGCUCGUUUUGAUAUGAAAGUCUUCCAGAUUGCCAAUUCUAACGCCGUCUAUCUCUUUGCCGAUCUCGCACUCUGCACUACUGAUUGUGCCACGAACUGCGACUUUCAAUCCAGAUCACUGAUGAUCCAGCCAGUUGCAGGAGACACUGGAACCUUUUUGAAUGCAGCUGUUUACAAUUACGUUGGAAGUUCUGCUCGCGUGGCUGCGUCUGCAUCCUGCGAAAGUAAUUCCUGUGCUGAUGAUGAGUAUUGUGACAAUAGUACUACUACCUGCCAGUGCAAUACAACUCUCUACACAUACACAGGAAGCCUUCCACCUGUAGAUGUUACUUGUACCGGAGCAAAUUUCAAUCUAAAAGUGUCAAAAUGUUGGUUGGAAGCAAACGGUUAUAAUACAUCAGAUAUCAGGCUAAACAGCACCGCUGACAAUUGUUGGGCAUUAAGGGAGGUUGUUGGUGGAACAUCGGAGAUGACCAUUUAUCGUCCAUUGAUAACCUCUGACUGUAACACUGAAGCUGUGGUGAAUGCAACCCAUGUCACCUACACAAACCAGCUGUAUAUUUUUGCCAAGACGGAUCCAAUCCAAAUAACAAAUGACGUUAUCAUGGAUAUUUCCUGCUCUUUACCGCUGACUAUGAAUGUCGCUCUUAAUGUGGCACUGAACCCAAUACUCCGGAGCACAGAAAUAAACGGCCCUACAGCAAAUGGAAGUUAUGCAGGCGUAGUGAUGAUGGCCUUUACAGAUAGCACAUAUGCCACCCCUCUCUCCGACUCCGUCCCCCUGACUGUAGAAGAUAAUGUCUACAUCGCAGUGUAUAUACCAGAUCUGGAUGCCACCACCUUCAAACUCAACGUGCUGAAUAUUUAUGCCUCUCCUACCGAAUCAAGCGACAAAAAGUACUUUCUUCUUCAGAACGGGUGUCCGUCUAGCGAUGUAUCUGCUGAUGAGCUAACAGUAAUAAACAAUGGAAAUGGCUCUGAAUCUCGGUUUCCUAUGAAAGUCUUCAAGAUUGCCAGUUCUGCCAACGUUUAUCUCUAUGUCGAUCUUAGACUCUGCACUACUGAUUGUACCACGAUAGAGGAACAAGAAGUGGACGUUGUGACUUUAGCAUAA
This is a messenger RNA of Rana temporaria (common frog), 2049 nucleotides long. RefSeq names its product pancreatic secretory granule membrane major glycoprotein GP2-like. NCBI's taxonomy places the organism in Eukaryota, Metazoa, Chordata, Amphibia, Anura, Ranidae. Gene Ontology annotation, biological process: neutrophil migration. The record is from RefSeq and is a predicted model, not a curated record. Gene Ontology annotation, cellular component: apical plasma membrane; cell surface. The transcript is spliced from 15 exons. Bases 130 to 2049 code for a protein of 639 amino acids.